Messenger RNA from Acaulospora colombiana, 852 nucleotides. Lineage: Eukaryota; Fungi; Glomeromycota; Glomeromycetes; Diversisporales; Acaulosporaceae. The record is from the annotation of a GenBank genome assembly.
AUGAGCAAACUCUUCAUUAUCAAAGAUCAAUAUCAUUCCACUCGAAGUUUAUUUGAUUUUAAUUUCUGCGAUGACAAAAAAAAAAAAAUCUCAAAGAUAAAGGAAAUUCAUGAACGCGACAAAAUUCCAAUUAUCGUUGGUGGGACCCAUUAUUAUAUACAAUCUCUGCUCUGGAAAAAUACUUUGAUCGGUGACGGAUCUAUUAGCGGCGAAAGCGAUUCUGAUGAAGAAUCAGAAUUUAGGGAAAUUCUUGAUGCGGAAACUGAAGUUCUCUACGAGCGUCUCCAGGAAGUUGACCCGGUGAUGGCUAACAGGUGGCAUUGGAAUGACCGAAGAAAAAUCCGCAGGAGUCUACAGAUAUAUCUGCAAACCGGAAAACCUCAUAGCGAAUGGAUCAAGGAACAACACCAGCAUCGAUCGGUUCCUCACUACAGAUUUCCUCGUACCUGCAUCUUCUGGUUAUACGCCGAUCUCGAAGUUCUUGAUCAAAGAUUAGAUGCAAGGGUAGACAAGAUGAUUGAGAGAGGCCUUUUCAACGAAAUAGAAUACUUGAGAAAUGAAGUCAAAGAUGGAAAAAUGCAUGUACCACCAGAUCAAAACGCGGAGUACACACGGGGAAUCUGGCAGGCCAUCGGGUAUAAAGAAUUUGAUCCUUAUCUGAAAGCUUUGGAAGAUGCACAAAAAUCUGGUUUGGAUGACCCGGAUGCACUGGAAACAUGGAAUCGUGAUGUUCGCGAUAAAGCUAUUUCUAUUGCUGAAGAGUAUAUUAGGACCGGAAAUGGCCCAGAUCCAAGUUCAAUAAAUCCUGAACUUGCGGAACUUUUAAAACCAGCGAAGGAUACAGAGUAUUAA